Messenger RNA from Carlito syrichta (Philippine tarsier), 539 nucleotides. It is a transcript of the gene PVALB, whose product is annotated as parvalbumin. The coding region runs from base 31 to 351 and encodes 106 amino acids. NCBI's taxonomy places the organism in Eukaryota, Metazoa, Chordata, Mammalia, Primates, Tarsiidae. The transcript is spliced from 4 exons. Gene Ontology annotation, cellular component: nucleus; cytoplasm. Gene Ontology annotation, molecular function: calcium ion binding. The record is from RefSeq and is a predicted model, not a curated record.
AAGCGGCAGAAAGUUGCGGGCGCCGAAGGGAUGGCCACGCUGGAGGAUUCAGGGUCCCCGUCCAAGGGCGAAGACCAGGCUGCUGACUCCUUUGACCAUAAAAAGUUCUUCCAAAUGGUCGGCCUAAAGAAAAAGAGUGCAGAUGACGUGAAGAAGGUGUUCCACAUCCUGGAUAAGGACAAGAGCGGCUUCAUCGAGGAGGAUGAGUUGGGAUCCCUCCUCAGGGGCUUCUCCCCAGAUGCCAGAGAACUGUCGGCUAAAGAAACCAAGAUACUGCUGGCCGCUGGAGACAAGGAUGGGGACGGCAAGAUCGGGGUUGACGAAUUCUCCACUCUGGUGGCUGAAAGUUAAGAGGUGCUGGCUGCCCCCGGCCUUCCAUCUUCCUGCCCGAACACCCGGUCUCAGCCCCUCUCACCACCCUCCUGCGUUUCUGUUCAGUUUGUUUAUGUUAUUUUUUACUCCCCUCAUCCCUGCGGCCCUUGAGUGACACUAUUCUUCUGGAAAAUGCUGGAGAAACAAUAAAGGCUGUACCAAUCGGA